AUGUCUUUCCAGCAAGAUAGAAUGCUUAGCACUAAUCGUUUGGAGGAACAAAGGACAAGUAUAAAUAAAAGGACUCCAGAGGUUUUUAAAGCAAAUGGAGAAAUAAGAUGUCCUGAAGGAUGGAGGUCAGUAGAAAUAAUGUUCGAUAUCACGCAAAAGGAUAAUCUAUUUCCUUGUGAUGCACUAUAUUACCUCCAACAACCGAUAAAACAGAAACCACGAUCACAUGAGGAGAAAAUCCCAGAACAGCUUGUUCUAAGACCGAAGUUCCUUGAAACCCACAAACCUUGGGAAAGGUUACAAGAUAGAAUGGAAUUCACUGUGAAUGGAAGA
Molecule: messenger RNA, 333 nt
Organism: Striga asiatica
Lineage: Eukaryota; Viridiplantae; Streptophyta; Magnoliopsida; Lamiales; Orobanchaceae
Source: the annotation of a GenBank genome assembly